Messenger RNA from Nelumbo nucifera (sacred lotus), 1391 nucleotides. Its product is annotated as protein XRI1-like. Gene Ontology annotation, biological process: male meiotic nuclear division; female meiotic nuclear division. Lineage: Eukaryota; Viridiplantae; Streptophyta; Magnoliopsida; Proteales; Nelumbonaceae. The record is from RefSeq and is a predicted model, not a curated record.
UCCCUUUUCAUGAUAGUUGCUUGAGCCAGUGAAGAACCGGCACGCUGCUUGCUUUAGCCUUUGGGAAGGAGCACUGCAGCAGAGAUCAAUUUUCAACCGGAGAUUCAACCUCUGAAUCGAAUAGGCGUUUUUAAUGCUUCAAAACUGAUCUUGUUGGUUUCAUCCAAAAUGGGUGAGCCAUGGGAAUGGCAAUGCGAUGAAGAUUUUCUCCAAAAGGAUUCCAAUCUUGAUGCCUCGGAUUAUCUAUGGGAUGAAAUAAACCAGAAUGAAGAAGAUUUGUCCUACAUGUUUGAUGAAGCAACUCCAAUCAAGGCUUGUGGGGAUUUUUCUUACCUUGCUACUGAAAGUGAAAAUAUGAACAAGGAAACAGAGGGAUGCAUAGAGCCUUUGCAAACAAAGAGGCGGAGAAUGCUACAAUUCAACACUCAAGUUAUAGAUCCUUGCCUUUGUAAUGAAGGUUUACCAUCUGCUUUUGUAAAAUCAAAGGAUAGGGAGAAUUCAAUUGAAGAAUCUUUACCUCAGACUUCAGAUUGGGUUUCAGAAUUUACAGGAGAUAGGUUUAUCUCCGGUAGUGAGGGCCUGGAUCAAUCAUCUGAGGGGUGGCUCACCAAUUGCUUUAAUGAUGCGGAAAUGCAUGUUAACUCUUAUGAUAUCGAUGUCUCUAGGGUGUUUGAUGAUCAAGUACAUAUUUCAGAGUUUUGCAACACACCUCCAGCGGUAGAAGCUAACGUGGUGCAAGAAUGCAUAACCCCAACUCCACGAAAUGCUUUUAAAGGUAGGAAAUUUUACAUGAGGACUCCCACAAAGCUUGCUUCUUCUGUUGCAUAUCCAUUUGCUCUAAUCAAACCCUGUGGGAUUCAUGGAGAUUUAACCCUUAAGGACAUAAACCAGAGGAUCAGAACACCACUACUGAAAUCAAAGCACAAAAAUGAUGAUGACUCUUCUGCUUCUUACCCCACUUCAGCUUUUUCUGGGAAGCCUGUAGUUGUUAAAACAAAAAUUCGCACUGAAGGAGGCAAAGGGAGCAUUACAAUCAUGAGAACCAAAGGCUGAAUGGAUAAGUUUUCUUUUAUUUCUACACACCUCUCUCUCUCUAAUGUUGAGAAGGAUAUUUUGUAUAAUUUGCAAGGCCAGUAUUGGGGUUGUUUUUGGGGGUUUAUUGAGUAAUAGUUUUUGUUGGAAUUCAUCCAACAAGCUGAAGUGUUUAUAUUCUCACUUAGGAGUGAUACAACAAUGAUGCUUUUGUAUGUGGUAACUUUGAUUAACAACUAGAUCAAGGAUCUUGAUGUCCUAGAGAUCCUUAUACUCAGUUUUGGUGUCAUCAUAUGACAAUUGUGCUCUCACCAUAUUUUGUAAUGUGAAAAGUAUGGUUACUUGGUUUUGGUGUCUUA